Molecule: messenger RNA, 2531 nt
Organism: Archocentrus centrarchus (flier cichlid)
Lineage: Eukaryota; Metazoa; Chordata; Actinopteri; Cichliformes; Cichlidae
Product: tripartite motif-containing protein 16-like protein
Exons: 7
Coding region: 2-1645 (547 amino acids)
Molecular function (GO): protein binding; zinc ion binding
Source: RefSeq, a predicted model, not a curated record
CAUGGCGGAGCGUCACAUUCCUGUAAAGAUGAACCACCUCUGCUGUCGAAUCUGCAGAAACCUUCUCAGGAAUCCCGCGACUGUUCCUUGUGGGCACAACUUCUGCAUGAGGUGCAUCCAGGAUCGCUGGGACCGUGAAGAGCUGAAGAACAGCCUCUGCAGGUGUCCUGAAUGCGAUUAUGAGUUUUCCUCCAGACCUCAGCUGAUCAGGAACACAACUCUGGCUGAGGUGGUGAGAGACACAGAAAUGAGUUAUAGUGAGGAGGAAGAGGAGGAGCAGCAGGUCCCGAAGAGACCUCGGAGCUGUACAGAAACAUCAGGGAGCACUUUGUGUUGGAGGCACAACAAGCCCCUGGAUGUUUACUGCUGCACAGAUGAGCAGAUCAUAUGUGCACAGUGUACUUCAGCUGAACAUGGAGGACACAGAAUUGGGUGGGUGAAGGAGGAACGGAGGCGGAAGCAGGAGGAACUUAAGAACACGCAGACAAAGUUUGAGGAGACGUUUCAGAAGCAAGUAAGGAAACGGAAGAUGAUGGGGGAGAUGCUCGGACAGAUUCAGGACGAGGCGAGACAAACAGAAGCCUUCUGUGAAAGCGUCGUAGUCGGUGUCAUCGACUCCCUUCAGAAACAUUACCUAUCGGUGAAGAAACUGAUUGCAGCUCAGGAGGAGGCGGCAGCAGCUCAGGUUCGUGUCUCGCUGCAGAGGGUGGAGGUGGAGAUGAAGGAGAUGAAGAAGAGGGAUGCCGAGCUGGACCAUCUGGCACAGACUGAAAGCAACAUCCAUUUCCUGCAGAAAUGGCCUUCUCUGAAGCUCAUCUGUGACCGUAUCUGCUCUUUCCAUGAGGCUUCAGAGGACCCACUCCUCCCCUUUGAGCUUACAAAGAGAGCUGUUGAACAUCUUGGGAGGGAACUGGAGGAAUUCUGUGACAAAGAAUUUGCCUCAAUCUGUCAAACUGGUGGUGAGGAGCAGCAGGAAUCAGCAGCAGCAGAAGAAGAUGAUAUCCAGCAGAGAUGCGAAGCCAGUAACUCACACCCCCGUGUUAGCAGGACUCUGGCUGAACAGAACGUGGAGCCCAAAACAAGAGAAGAGUUCCUGCAGUAUGCAUGCGAGCUUUCUUUGGACCCCACGACAGCUCACGAGGACCUGGCUAUUUCAGAAGGAGAAAAGGAGGUGAUGCUGUGCCAUCAGAGAUCCAAGAAUCCUGGUGUUCGUUACCCAGAGAGGUUUAUCCAUCGGCGGCAGGUGCUGUGCAGGGAAGGACUGCAGGGCAACUGCUACUAUGAGGUAGAGGUGAAAGGAGACAAGGCAGAGAUUGCUCUUGCCUACAAAGGAAUAGAUAGAAAGUCCCGCAAUAAACUGUCAGCCUUUGGGGCCAACGCAAAUUCCUGGAGUCUCGAUCGCUCUAAAACCUACUCCGUGAGCCACAAUUCAGAUAGCAUCCUGCUCACAACACCACCCAGUCAUCACAGGAUUGGAGUUUAUCUUAAAUUUCAAAAUGGAACUCUGUCUUUCUAUGAGGUGUCAGACAGCAUGAACUUCCUGUACAAGGUUGAAGCCAAGUUCAGGGAGCCGCUGUAUCCGGGAUUCUGGCUCGGAGAGAAAAGUUGGAUCAGACUCUGCGAUCUGACGCAGAACAGACUGUAAAACUACCAAAGAGGGCUGCAAACAUCUUCCUAUUUAAAGGGAAAUAAAAACAAUAUGUUUUGAUUGCUGUAUAGAUUGCACAGUGCACUGACAUGUCUGUUUCCUGUGUGUGGGGUGCUGGAUAACUGGAGCCCAAAUUUUCUGUAUUUUUUUUUCUUAAAUUACAUUAUAUAAAGUUGCACUUUUAUACAUGCUGGGCAUGCUUUAGACAAAGAGAUGAAAAUAUAUUGGACUGUGGACCCUGUGCUGAUUGUAGAAGACUAAAAUCAAACUCUAUUUUUUCGGGUACCAACGUUUGAUUGAUUGGCUUAAGGAAUUUAGAGCAGGUGAGUUCUUUAAACUCUAUAAGUUAUAUUUAAAUAUCAUAGUUUGUUAUUUUAAUGUUGAUCUUAGCUGCAGUUAAAACACACAGCAGCUACUACGUGUAUAUUUCUACUUUUUCAUGCUGCUUGGAUCCAGGGAAGGUACAAUGUGACUUAUUCCACGAGUGAGAGACUCUGUACUGACAACAGGUGUGUUAUUGCAUCAGUAGAUGUGGUACUCUUUGUGUGUUUUCAGGGGUUUAGUUGUAUUAGUGCACAGAAGAACGGGUUCUGGGACUGAUCAGUGAAGAACUUGCUCAAGAAGUUGAAUACUGCCACAAACCUUGACUCAGGUGAAAUGAACUUUUGAAACCAUUUAAUACAUUUUUUUAAUGUCUCUGUUAAACUGUUACACUGCUUUGUGGGAUUACUGUGUGUCCAGAAGAGGGCACCAUGUGUCUGUGGUUUGCCUAAUAUUAUAGCCUUGUAUGGAAUGCCAUUUAAGUCAAAUUAAACAAAUAAAUAUGAAAUAAAUAGAAAAAAUGAAAUAGAAAUAAAAAUGCUAUGAAAUAAAUCCUGAAAUG